AUGGGAAGAUGUGAAUGUGAAGGUCGACGACCGCUACCACAUCAUCUCCGCUUUGCAGGUGACAUCGUGCUCAUAACACCGAACAUCGAGCAGGCGCAACUAAUGCUGGCCGAGUUUGACAAUGCUUGUGGAAAGAUCGGGAAGAAGAGCAAGAAGAAGGACAAGAAGAAGAACAAGAAGAACAAGAAGCGCAAGAAGUACAAGAAGGCAAGAGAUCAAGAAGAACAAAAAGAAGAGGAUGAUGAUGAAGAAAAAGAAGAAGAAGAACAACAACAACAAGAUGAACAAGAAAAAGAAGAACAAGAAGACACACACCGACACACCGUUACCGUGUUGAACACCUAA
Molecule: messenger RNA, 345 nt
Organism: Haemonchus placei
Lineage: Eukaryota; Metazoa; Nematoda; Chromadorea; Rhabditida; Trichostrongylidae
Source: the annotation of a GenBank genome assembly